Messenger RNA from Hypanus sabinus (Atlantic stingray), 3530 nucleotides. Its product is annotated as COUP transcription factor 2. Gene Ontology annotation, biological process: regulation of transcription by RNA polymerase II; anatomical structure development; cell differentiation. The transcript is spliced from 3 exons. Gene Ontology annotation, molecular function: zinc ion binding; nuclear receptor activity; RNA polymerase II cis-regulatory region sequence-specific DNA binding. The record is from RefSeq and is a predicted model, not a curated record. Bases 148 to 1383 code for a protein of 411 amino acids. Lineage: Eukaryota; Metazoa; Chordata; Chondrichthyes; Myliobatiformes; Dasyatidae.
CUCUCUCUCUCUCUCUCUUUCUCUCUUUCUUUCUUUCUCUCUCUCUGUAUUUUUUGGUCGGCUAAUCCACUCUCCUUCCUUCAUUUUCCUGAUUUGCCGAUUCGAAAGACCUUUUUUUUCGCUGCCUGAUAACACUCUGCCCGAGAUAUGGCAAUGGUAGUUAGUACGUGGCGAGACCCGCAGGACGACGUGGCCGGAGCGCAGGGCACACAGCCACCCCCGCCUCAGCAAGGACCGCAACAGCCUUCUGGAGCACCCCUUACCCCGCAGACCCCGGGCCAGCCGGGAGCCCCGGGCACCCCGGCCCAGUCCAACCAACAGCAAGGCGAGAAGCAGCAGCAGCAUAUCGAGUGUGUGGUGUGCGGGGAUAAAUCGAGCGGCAAACACUACGGCCAGUUCACCUGCGAGGGUUGCAAGAGUUUCUUUAAAAGAAGUGUGCGCAGAAACUUGACGUACACAUGUCGUGCCAACAGGAACUGCCCCAUAGACCAACACCACCGCAAUCAGUGUCAGUACUGUCGCCUGAAAAAAUGCCUCAAAGUCGGCAUGAGACGGGAAGUCUGUUCUUUUCGCACUGCAGCAGUCCAAAGGGGAAGAAUGCCACCUACACAACCGACUCCAGGCCAGUUCGCCUUGACAAACGGAGACCCACUCAACUGCCAUUCCUAUUUAUCGGGAUAUAUCUCCCUGUUACUGCGGGCCGAGCCCUACCCGACCUCCCGCUACGGCAGCCAGUGCAUGCAACCGAACAAUAUCAUGGGCAUUGAAAACAUUUGUGAACUGGCCGCUCGGCUGCUCUUCAGCGCCGUGGAAUGGGCGAGGAAUAUCCCUUUCUUCCCGGAUCUGCAGAUCACAGACCAGGUAGCCCUGCUAAGGCUGACCUGGAGUGAGUUGUUUGUUCUGAACGCUGCCCAGUGCUCCAUGCCUCUUCAUGUGGCUCCUCUCUUGGCCGCCGCCGGGCUCCAUGCGUCUCCUAUGUCUGCAGACAGGGUCGUUGCGUUCAUGGAUCACAUAAGGAUCUUCCAGGAACAGGUCGAAAAACUCAAGGCUUUGCACGUCGAUUCGGCAGAGUACAGCUGCUUAAAGGCCAUUGUCCUCUUUACUUCAGAUGCUUGCGGUUUGUCUGAUGUGGCCCAUAUAGAAAGCUUACAGGAGAAAUCGCAAUGUGCUCUGGAGGAGUAUGUGCGCAGCCAGUACCCGAACCAACCGACCCGUUUUGGGAAGCUUUUACUUCGUCUCCCUUCUCUUCGCACCGUCUCAUCUUCUGUCAUCGAGCAAUUAUUCUUCGUCCGUUUGGUAGGUAAAACCCCCAUAGAAACCCUGAUCCGUGAUAUGUUACUAUCCGGGAGCAGCUUCAACUGGCCUUACAUGUCGAUUCAAUAAAUAGGAGGGGAAAAGGCAAGUGACAUUAUUUUGCAAAUUCCUUCUGUAAGGAAGGAAUUAAAAGGCUGUUACAAGUUUACCUAUGUGACACAAAAAAUUGAAGAGAGGGAAGAAUAAAAAGGACUGUGGAUUUCAAUGACUGUACACGAACUUAAAAAACGCAUUCAAAAACUCUCCUGUGUCGUUCAGAACAACUUGCUACUUAUCAUUUUGUAACAAAAGGAAAUUAGUCUUUUAUUUUGGUUUAUUUUGUAAACUUUUGAGAAAUAUCGAUAUAAAGAUAAGUGCAUUUAAACAAGAAUUUCAAAAUUAGGAGGAAAGAAAAAUAACAUUUUCCAAAUUAUUAUAAAUUGUCCGGUGUCUAUGUAUCUAUAGCUGUUUUGUAUUUUUCCUGGUUUCAAACCAGUCUCCUCUGUGAUUCUCUACUAAUAAUUUUGAUAUAACCAUUGCUUCUUAUCAGAUACGGUGUAUCACAUAAAUAUGUUCUGCAAGAAUUAAAACUGAAUCCGCUAAAAUGUUAGAUGAAAGGGGUUUUUGACAGAAAUGCAACUUAAUGCUGGAAGCGCACUUAUAGUGUUAACUCAAAAGACGUUUAAUUUGGGGGAAAUUGACUGCAGACCAAUAUUAAAUGAUACACACUUGUAAUUUAAAAAUCCAUUGUUGAAAACUCGUUAAUAUUGACAUGUGGGGGUUGGGGGCGGGAGUAGAAUGUGGGUAUAUAUCUGAAAGAAAAAUAUUUUAUGUGUCCAAGACACAGUACAAUUUUUUCAUUAAAUUUAUGUGGCUCAAUUUAGUUCCUAUUGCAGUAUAAAAACGUACGAGGCUCCAAAACACGCCCGUUUGUAUAUUUCCCACCCAUUUGUCACAAUUAUAAAUCCUUCGCCCUUUUAAAGGAAAAAAAAUACCACAAUUUCUUUUCUUGGAUUCAGCAUGGAACUCGAUGUCGGCACUUACUAUUUGACAUGUGGUUAAUUAAGUAUCUGGAGUUUACAGUCGUGUAUACAAGCUGAAGGGUUUUUUUUAAAGUGCAAAAUUUCUGUACUGUAAAAGUUAUGAUUGGAUUGUUUGGUCAGUCUUGUGUGUUAUAUUCAAGAAAAAAUGAAAGUAUUCGGAGAUUAUAAUAUUAUUUGAUAUAUGAAACUUCUCGCUGUUACAAUUGUAUGUUCACCCAAGGGAAAAAAAAUCUCAUUACAAUGGUCAAACAUUGCAGUUUACUGGAGUCAUUACAAUUCGUGCAUUAUUUGUCUUACUUACUCGAUAUACCUGUAUAGUUUACUGCCACAGUCUGUAGUAGUGGACAAACCACAUGCUUUUUCAAUGAAAGGAUAUAUCGUGAACUCAUGCUGCUCCUUGCCUUUAAGUUUUAGCAAUGACACCUUAAAGAUACAGUCAAAUGCCCCUAUAUGACAGCCGAACCCCGUCCUUUUAAAAUUCAAAAUGCCAUGGGGAUUUUGACCACCGACUCUUAUUUAGUUCUAACUUAAGUGCCUGUGCAACCAAUGUACAUUAGACAGGUGUUAGGAAGCAUGGAUCAUUAUGUGUUUUAAUGGUCAGGAUUUUGUUUUGAAGCUUAUUGUGUCUAAAGUUCACGCACAGAACACACUUAAACAAGCAAUUGCUACUAGGAACAGUGUUGAUUGUAAAUAAAAUAUAUUAAAUGAGAUUUAUUCAAAAAAGUAUGUCUGGAAAAAUGUGGUUGCCAAUUUUUGUUAUUGGAAGAUCUUCAAACGGAAGAUGAUGUGGCUGACGUUUGAUGUGUAGCACUACAAGUGAGCCUGAUUUUAUGUAUAUAAAUAUAAAUUCAUUUGAAUUUUUAUAUAUGGGAAUAGACUGUGAGAGCAUGGCCACAGGUCGCUAACACAUUUUACAUUUGUUACAUACAUGUAAAUGUUUGAUUGUAUAGAGGAUAUACAUUUGGGCGAAUGUUUGCCUUCAGUGCUCCCAUAUACCCGUGUUUAAAGGCAAAACACACACACACAAAAGCAAAAAUAAAAAACAGAGCGAGCUGGUUUGGGUUGGCCAAGCCAUUUGUUCCGAGCUUUUCUGGUAGUGCUGCUACCCACACUGCAGUGUGAAAACUUGCAUUUUGUCCCUUUUUUAAAAAAAAAUAAAAAAACUUUUUUUUUGUGUGUGGCUGUCCAGCCACA